UACCUUGUUGUUUAUCAAAGUUUUUGUGUGAAUAAAGGAAAAAAUAUUUAAGAAUUUGUGACAUAGUUAAAAGAGAGUAGAGGUUUUUAAUCAAGUAACAUUCCUUAAAGAGGAAAGAAAGUUCUGAAAAACUUGUGUCAUGCCAAAGUUAACAACAUCAAGGAAACAAGUUGCCGAAACAGAUACUGGCAAGAAAUUCACCAUCGUCUUACAAUCAAGCCCAGUGCUUCCGAAAAGGUCAGAUAAUAACAACAAUCUUCAACUAAAAACAACAAAAACUACAACAACGAAGAAAAACGACCAAAACAAACCAAAACAGCUUGUUAAACCACCAGUCAGUACAACCGUUCGAGAAGUUAAGGUUGUGAAAGAAAUUGUUACAACCAGAGCUGCUCCGAACACUCAAGAUGACACAGCUGGUAAACGUAAACCAGUAAAUAAGGAAACAACACCAACAACAGCACAGAAUGUUACCAAACAAGUUAUACUAACACAGAAAGCUGGACAGCAAAAAUCUUCUGCAAAAGGUCCAACGAGUAGAGGUGAAAAUGACACGCAACGUCCAAUCAGGCAGAUAGCUCAAUGCAAAGCUACGCUAGAGCCUUUAAACAUAAAUAUGAAUUUGGGUGACAGAUCCAAAAGCACUGCAUCUGCUUUGUGCCAGCCUAAAUCUCAACUUGGACUAAGAACGAAGACUUCUGCUGCGGACCUAAGAAAUGCUCAUGGAAGAGAAGCAGUUCCUGAGCUUUCUUCAACACAAAUGGAGAAGGAGCUUGAAAGGAUGUAUGCAGGCUUGCCAAAAGCAGUGGCGGGAAUAAACAUUCCAAACCAUCAAGGACAUUCUGAAUUUUGCUCUUGCAAAGCAAAAGGCCAUCAUUACUAAAUUUUAAAUUGAGAAAAUUAUUACAAGAGAAACAUCCACGUCGAAAUUUAAUAAAUUUAAAAACUCUGCUUGAUUCUGUGCGAGAUAAAGUCUUGUCUUGAUAAAGAAAUAAACAUUUCUUGAGAACAUAUCUCUGGUGAAAACAUAUUAAAACCAUCUCAAACAGUUUAUCCUUUACAAUGCAAAAGAACAAAUUGGUCUCUUGCUGGUGUAUAGAGGAAGUAUUGUGUUACACAAUACAUCAGAAGGAAUUACCUCAGAGGAAGUAAUUCAUCUUGGCAACUAACCGAACAUUACAACAGACAUAAAUAUAAAUAACAUAAUUUGUAAUUUGUUUUAACUUUAGUAUUCCAAUGAAGUUUGGUCUUUAUAAUUUAUUUAAUAAUGGCUUAGAAUAGAAAUCACUGAAAUAACAGAAAAGUCAAA
Messenger RNA from Hydractinia symbiolongicarpus, 1309 nucleotides. RefSeq lists its product as uncharacterized. NCBI's taxonomy places the organism in Eukaryota, Metazoa, Cnidaria, Hydrozoa, Anthoathecata, Hydractiniidae. Bases 140 to 883 code for a protein of 247 amino acids. The transcript is spliced from 2 exons. The record is from RefSeq and is a predicted model, not a curated record.